AUGGAUAUUGGUAGGAAGUUUGGAGGGCCCUCGUUGAUUUUGGGUGAUGUGAACUUUGUUUUAAGUAGUAAUGAGCGUGUUGGGUCUAAGGGGAAUGACCAAUUCCUCCCUUUCAUCACAGAGCUGAUUAAGAUCAAUCCUUUGAUUAACUUGCCCAUUAAAGGGGACAACCUGACAUGGGAUAAUCAUAGGGAAGGCACUGGUCAUAUUAAAUCGGCCCUCAAUAAAGUAGUGGUGAAUGAUGAAUGGUUAUGCCUUUUCCCUGCGGUUGUAGUCCAAUUGCUCCAUACCUAUAAUUCAAACCACAGGCCCCUGUACAUUCGUACUAAUGUUCCUCUGGCUUUUUUGAAUCGGCUGUUCCAGUUUAAGGCUUGGUGGACUAGGGACCCUAGAAGCUCUUUGAUGUUUGGUAAGCUAGAUUCCUAUAUCCAACAGUUGGAACACCAACUGAAGGACAUUCAGAAUUUGCCGACUGGAUCGAGGGUUUGGGGCGAGGAAGUUGAAGUGAGAAGGGCCCUUAAUGAGGCUUUAAGGAGGAAAACCUUGGACUGGCAACAGAGAUGUCAAGUUUCUUGGAUCAAGGAUGGUGACAAAUGUUACAAGUUCUUUUUCAUUGCUGCUAGUAUUCGUAAAAAAAACGAAAUGCGGCUGUGGAAGGACAAUGGUAUGGAGUUCUCUGUGGCCCUGAAAGACAUUUUCUCUAAUCCGCAAACUCUUUUCUCCAUGGGAAGUUCCAAAGCCCCAGGACCUGACGGGAUGUCUGUUAUGUUCUUUAAGCAUUAUUGGAGUUCUGUGGGCACUAACUUUUGCGAGGCAGUUGUGGAUUUUUUCCAAGCUAGUCUUCCCAUAGAUGGAUCAAUGAAACUAAUGCUCCAUACAAGUUCUCUGGUUGGGUCUGGCAGUGCAUUUCUACGACUUCGUUCAACAUCUGCCUUAAUGGAGGCAUGCAAUAAUAAUAGCGAUGGGAUGAAACGGGGAAUUAAGCAGGCGCUUGGGCUUAAUAUGGCAGUGAAUAAUAUUAAUUAUCUUGGGCUUCCUUUGUUUCGUAAUCGCAACAAAGAUGCUGACUUCAACUUCAUUUUGGAUAACCUCGUCUCAAAACUCCAUGGGUGGAAGUUGAAAUCAUUAUCAAAGGUUGGUUGUGCUACUUUGAUUAAAUCAGUUGGGCUUUCUUUACCCGUCUAUGUGAUGCAAACCAUAAAACUGACCAAGAAACUAGCGUCUAAAGUGGACGAGAUGGUAAGAGAUUUUUGGUGGGCCUGUGAGCCAUGUAACAGGGGCAUAUAUUUAAAGGCUUGGGAUUAUUUGUGCCUUCCCAAGUCUCGGGGUGGGCUUGGCUUCCAGAAGACUAUGGAAAUGAAUCAGGCCUUACUUGCCAAAUGGGAGUGGGCUCUCCUUAUUGAAGAGCAAUCUUUGUGCUGCCAGGUGUUGAGGGUUAAAUAUCUUAGAGGUAGACCUUUUUUGAAGUGUUCGGCCAUGAAUUCUGACUCUUGGUUCUUGAAGAAUGUUGUGAAGACUAAGGAAGUUCUUUUGAAAGGGGCUUGUAAACUUAUUGUGAAUGGGAAGGACACUAAUAUUCGGGAGGAUCCGUGGGUUGUUCAUGGCCAGGAGUUCUACCCUCACCCUGUAGUUGCUAGGCCGGAGGGUUGGAAAAAGUUGUGGACUUGCUUUUAG
Cannabis sativa is the source of this 1674-nucleotide messenger RNA. RefSeq lists its product as uncharacterized. NCBI's taxonomy places the organism in Eukaryota, Viridiplantae, Streptophyta, Magnoliopsida, Rosales, Cannabaceae. Bases 1 to 1674 code for a protein of 557 amino acids. The record is from RefSeq and is a predicted model, not a curated record. The transcript is spliced from 6 exons.